Cuculus canorus (common cuckoo) is the source of this 1743-nucleotide messenger RNA. RefSeq names its product abraxas 1, BRCA1 A complex subunit (gene ABRAXAS1). Gene Ontology annotation, cellular component: nucleus. The transcript has 9 exons. Gene Ontology annotation, biological process: attachment of spindle microtubules to kinetochore; protein K63-linked deubiquitination; mitotic spindle assembly. The coding region runs from base 66 to 1277 and encodes 403 amino acids. NCBI's taxonomy places the organism in Eukaryota, Metazoa, Chordata, Aves, Cuculiformes, Cuculidae. The record is from RefSeq and is a predicted model, not a curated record. Gene Ontology annotation, molecular function: polyubiquitin modification-dependent protein binding; microtubule binding.
CCGCGGUCCCGCCCUGCGCUCCCGGCGGCGCCGCUGGGGGCGCCCGCGCCCGGCAGUGCGAGGGCAUGGAGGGCGAGAGCACCUCAGCCCUGCUCUCGGGGUUCGUCUUCGGCGCCCUCGCCUUCCAGCACCUCAGCACCGACUCGGACACGGAAGGUUUUCUCCUUGGAGAUGUGAAAGGCGAAGCCAAGAACAGCAUUACAGACUCACAGAUGGAUGAUGUGGAAGUUGUUUAUACAAUUGAUAUACAGAAGCACAUUCCAUGCUAUCAGUUGUUCAGCUUUUAUAAUUCUGCAGGAGAACUAAAUGAACUCGCCCUGAAGAAAAUACUGUCAGGCUGCAAGAAGAAUGUAAUAGGAUGGUACAAAUUCAGACGUAACACAGACCAGAUUAUGACUUUCCGGGAACGACUUCUUCAUAAGAAUUUACAGUCACACUUAUCAAAUCAAGGCCUUGUAUUCCUUUUACUAACAUCUAGCGUGAUGACAGAAAGCUGUUCGACUUACAGACUGGAGCACGCCUUGCAUCGGCCCCAAGAAGGUCUCUUCCAGAAAGUUCCUUUGGUGGUUACCAACUUGGGUAUGGCAGAACAGCAAGGUUACAAAACAGUGUCUGGUUCCUGCGUAUCUUCUGUUUUUGUGAGAGCAGUGAGACAACACAGGUCAGAAUUCUUUUAUGAAGAUGGAUCCUUAAAAGAGGUUCAGAAGAUAAACGAGAUGUAUGCCACCUUGCAAGAGGAACUGAAGAAGAUAAGCUCUACAGUAGAAGUCAGUGAACGAUCUGUGGAGAAACUCUUAGCAGAGGUGAGCCAAUUAAAAGAAGAAAUAAAGAGGAAAAAGCAACAAAUUUGUUCAGGAACAGAGAGAGACUACCCAGGAGAGCCAAAGGAGAAUGUUUUCCUUUGUCAGGCGCUGCAAACAUUUUUCCCCAAUUCUGGAUUUCAGACAUGCAUUGUUUCCUUCAAAGGCCAACAGAUCUCCAAGAACUGCUGUAACAUUGACCAUAAUAUUAAUGUCAUGGACAAACUGACUCUCAUGGUGGAGGAAAGAGACUUCACCAAGACAAGACACCUAACCAAGCGUAAGGUCAGAGAGACUACGAUAGGAUCAAAGUCAUUCAAGAAAUCCAGAUCACUGCAGCUUCACCAAAAAUUACUUCAAGAUCAAGAGGGCAGUGAUCAGGAAAGGAAGCUUACGCCGAGUAGCACUGAAACAGAUGAGGAUGUGUUGGAAAAAAAUAGAGACACAAAUGAAUACUCACACUCCCCUACUUUCUGAUCUGUUAAUGACUUGUCAAGAUGACUCUGCACCAAAAGCUAUUGCCAGCAUAUUCAAGUGACAUUUCAAUUUAUAGCACUGCAGGGAUGAAAGUAACUGCAUUUUUUUUAACACCAUUUUUGUUCCCCUCCUCCCCAUGCAUGAAUCGCGUUUGGCAUAGAGAUAAGUCCAGAUCACAUUCCCUCAUUUUGCCUCCCAGAGUUAUAUUAGUAUUCUCUCUCAGUGUUCCAAGAUUAUGCUGGUGGGAUGUUAGUGGCCAUACAGACAUGUCACAUACUGCCUCAGGGUAAUAAAACCUUAUGCUGCUGUUGAAGCAGUACUAGCUUAACAGAAUUAGCUGUCUACAUAAAUACAAUUUAAAUAAUUUAUCAUUAGCUAUCCAGUAGUUGUUUAUUUCUCCCCUUCCAAUCCAGCAACAGAAAAAAAAGCCACUUGAACUUUAGCAAGAUCUGGUAGCAGAGGAAGU